AGUCCGUCCAGUCCAGUAGCAAAGUCGCGAGAAGCAGUAACGAUCGGUUCAGCUUCAAUCAACUUUAGGACGGGCACCCGUGAGUUUUUUUAGUUUCUGUUUCGGAUCAAUUGCAGAGUUUGAGGAGGGCCUUAAACGGGGAGCCGUUUGAAGAAGCGAACCUCGAAACAAAAAAGCAUAAAAACCGGUUCACUCCCCGUCGACGCGCUUCCAUUCAUUGGAGUUGAUUAGACCGAAGUCCCUUCGCCGAAAAUAAACUGGUAAUAGGUAUCGAAGGUCUGACUGCCGAUUGAAGAGUUCCGCUGAAGGGACCGAGAACAAUUUUGGGGACAAAUUUUCGACUGGCCCCUUAAUUGGAUUAGUGUAGUUUGAAAUGAUCCCGCGCGCACGGAAAUAGCCUAUUUCAAGUGAACAUAAUCGACAACAUUACAGAAACAACGAGAGCGAUCGCGGUGCGCGAUCGUGGAUUUUCGAGCUGAGUGUGGAUUUUUCAAACUCGCCUUAUCAGUUUCAGGAGGCAGCUGGAGGUUGUGUUUUGUAAAAGUGUUACCUCGGCCUGGUGUGAUUACUACGGGGAGAUUACGGCAGAACGCUAACAACAAGCUGUUAACAAAACGAUCUCUGGGAAUUUGUGUGUGUGAUGAUGCGGAGCGACGAUCACUUUUAUCAGCAAGGUUGAUCCAGUGAGAAGCAAAAAGGAACACAGAAAAAGGUGUUUAUCGGUUGGGUGUGUGAUCUUGUUUCGAAAUUGGAUUUUUUAUGAUGGUGUCCUUGAAAGUUCAUCGGCCAUGGCCAAGCGCAAGGAUCGGUGUGAUUUUAACGGGUUUCGUGCUAUUGACUGGGGUCUGGGGAGUUCAACGUAAAUUCAGCGUCGACGAGCUGUUACAAGUAACGUUCCCGAUGGCCAUCUCCGGUGACAUCGACAUGGAUCCCUGCAAAUCUGGAGGGUUCAUGGGGGACAUUGCACUGCCAAAUAUAAACUACGAAAGUGAGUUCCACAAGCAAAGACUGAAAGAAGAUGAGCUACUUCAGAACAACGAAGAUGAGAUUAAUACAGAGUUAGGAAAAUUAAAUCAAAUGAAAACGAAGAAAAAUACUCGAAGCAAAAAGUUUCGGAAACACAGAACAUCAAAAACUAGGCACGAUCGCGGAAAAGAUCUUUUAAAAAGCGAACUCGGAAGUCCAACAACUACUAGUCUGGAUCCGGCAGUUUCACACAGUUCAAACCACCAUCGAAAAUCAUUUAAUCAAAAAACCCCUCUCAAAGUGCGCCGAUCUCAUCGAAGGAGAAAACCGAAAACGCACCAUCGAUCGACACGUGCAGCAACCGCCAAAAAAGAGCGAAUCUGGGACUUUGGUGUGAUCCCGUACGAAAUCGAUGGCAACUUCAGCGGAAUGCACAAGGCCCUAUUCAAGCAGGCGAUGCGUCACUGGGAAAACUACACCUGUAUCAAGUUUGUCGAACGGGAUCCCCUGGAGCAUCCGAACUUCAUCGUCUUCACCGAACGGCCUUGUGGUUGCUGCUCGUUCGUAGGCAAACGCGGCAACGGACCGCAGGCGAUCUCCAUCGGGAAAAAUUGCGACAAAUUCGGCAUCGUGGUGCACGAGCUGGGGCACGUUGUCGGUUUCUGGCACGAACACACCCGCCCAGAUCGCGAGGAUCACGUCGUGAUCGAGAAGCACAACAUCAUGGUCGGUCAGGAGUACAACUUCAACAAGUUAACUGAUGAUGAGGUUAAUUCUUUGGGGCAACCGUAUGACUAUUACUCCAUAAUGCACUACGCCAAGAAUACUUUCUCCAAGGGAACCUAUCUAGACACGAUACUCCCAGUUGAAAUAGUGGGUCAAAAGCGUCCGGAAAUCGGUCAGCGAUUGCGGUUGAGCGAGGGAGAUAUUACACAAGCUAACCUCUUGUACAAGUGUGCCAAAUGCGGUAGGACCUUUCAAGACCAUUCGGGAACUUUCACCUCUCCAAAUUAUAACCUGAAAACCGUUGAACCCGAGCGUUGUGAGUGGAGGAUAACCGCUACCCAUGGGGAGCAAAUCGUGCUCAACAUCACUGACCUGGAUGUGUUCAAGUCUGAAAACUGUAGAACAGACUACCUGGAAAUACGAGACGGUUACUGGUACAAAUCUCCAUUGUUGGGAAGAUUCUGCGGCUCCGGAAGAAAUGCCAAUUUGAUCAUUUCCACCGGCAGUCGAAUGUUGCUAACAUAUGUGACCAGCUAUCGACAGGUUGGAAUGCGAGGUUUCGCAGCCCAUUACGAAGCUAUUUGUGGAGGGGACAUCGAGCUGGGUGCUAACGGCUAUCGGUUGGAAUCUCCAAACUACCCGGCCGAUUACUUACCGAACAAAGAGUGCAUCUGGAGGAUUACGGCCCCGGAAGACUACCAGGUGGCGUUGAAGUUCCAGUCGUUUGAGGUUGAGAAUCACGACAGCUGUGCGUACGAUUACGUGGAAGUUCGUGACGGCGAUGGACCGGAUUCGAGGGAAAUUGGAAUCUUUUGCGGGUAUAAAAUCCCACCGGAUAUGCGAUCGACUUCGAAUACGAUGUUCGUGAAGUUCGUUUCAGAUGGUUCCGUACAAAAAGCUGGUUUCAUGGCAACUUUUAUGAAGGAAGUUGACGAAUGCGAGAUGAACGAACACAACUGUGAACACGAGUGUAUUAAUACAUUAGGUGGAUACGAGUGUGGUUGCGAAAUCGGCUAUGAACUUCACAGCGAUCGCAAGUCCUGCGAAAAGGCUUGUGGUGGAGUUCUGUCUACCAGAAGUGGAACGAUCUUGUCACCUUCGUUCCCCAAAGAGUAUCCCACGAACAAAGAUUGCGCAUGGGAGGUCAUCGCUGCCCCGCAACAUACAAUAACCUUGAACUUCACUCACUUCGAUUUGGAAGGCAACACUUUCUACCAAUCAUCGGAGUGCGACUACGAUGCCGUUACCAUCUAUUCCAGAAUAGGCGAUGAAGCGUUGAAGCGGCAUGGAACCUUCUGUGGAUCGAAAAUACCUCCCUCGAUCACUUCCGAAAGCAACAUCUUAAGGCUGGAGUUCCGGUCGGAUAAAACCGUUCAAAAGACAGGAUUCGCUGCCGUCUACUUCACCGACGUCGACGAGUGUGCCGUCAAUAACGGGGGAUGUCAACACGAAUGUAAAAACACCGUCGGCUCAUACGCGUGUUCUUGCAGAAAUGGCUAUACACUACACGAAAACGGUCACGAUUGUAAGGAAGGAGGAUGUAAAUAUGAAAUAUCCACUGCUUUAGGACAAAUUCAGAGUCCCAAUUACCCCGAUGAGUAUCCUUCCAAGAAAGAUUGCAUUUGGCACCUGACAACAGCUCCGGGUCAUCGCAUAAAGAUCACUUUCAACGUCUUCGAUGUUGAACUACACCAGGAAUGCGCCUAUGAUCACAUCGUGAUCUACGACGGAGACUCUCCGGACAGUCACACCCUGGGUCGAUUCUGCGGCGCCAAACUACCGCACCCGAUCUCCUCAACCGCCAACCAAAUGUACAUGGUCUUCAAUACGGACUCCAGCGUCCAAAAGCGAGGCUUCCUCGCAACUCACACCACCGUUUGCGGCGGCCAUCUCACGGCGACAUCCGAAAUCAACCACAUCUAUUCGCACGUCGGCUACGGAAUGAAAACCUAUGACAACGGCGCCGACUGCGAGUGGACCAUCGAAGCGCAAAAUGGCCUCAAGGUUCAGCUGACCUUCCUAACGUUCGAACUGGAAGAGGAGAAGCAGUGUUCGUACGAUUUCGUUGAAAUAUCCAGCGGCUUCGACGACGUCAGCAGCGGUCAACAAUAUGGCAAGUACUGCGGCACCAGUCUCCCAAUGGACAUCAUCUCCCUGAGCGAACUGGUCAUCAUUAAGUUCUCCUCCGACGAUACUUACGGCUUCAAGGGCUUCUCGGCAGCUUACGUGGCCACCAGCCCACCGGACGACGAAUUCUCCACCGACGAAGAGGGAUCCGAAAGCAGCGAGCACAAUGCCCCCUUCCCCGGGUCGCUCCGGAACAUUUACGUCAGUCCGGAAGAGAUCGAGCAGAUCGAGGAGGACGACGAAGAAGAGGCAAACGCGGAAGACGAAGAGGACACGAACGAGUUCCGGAGGCGUCAUCCUCACAAUCGCUACAAUAAAAAGGUGCAGCUGGGAGUACGCAACGAGAUCCAUUCCUCAGCGUCGUCGUCGUCGGCGGUCGUCGUUGAUUGAGACAUUGUUAUCCAGGCAGGGCGUUAAAUCGAGUUUUGAUUAAUGGCCGGCGCGGUCUAAUUUGAGUCCCGCUUUUGUAGCAAUUGGAUACUAGUUGGUUUGAUUGGGGCGACGCACGAGAACAAAUGCGGUGACGAUAAUCCCAGUUCCUAGUUUGUUCAGACGACGUUUUAGAUUUUGUUUUACUCAACUCUUUUUUUUUAUUAAAUUGACGCCGCACUACUGGUGCGAUAACGAACAAAUUGUGUAGGUAGUUAGAGUGAAUUUAGGUAUCCGAAGGCGGAUAUAGACUGAAAUAGAUUGUAAAUAAAU
This is a messenger RNA of Uranotaenia lowii, 4521 nucleotides long. Its product is annotated as tolloid-like protein 1. NCBI's taxonomy places the organism in Eukaryota, Metazoa, Arthropoda, Insecta, Diptera, Culicidae. Gene Ontology annotation, molecular function: calcium ion binding; metalloendopeptidase activity; zinc ion binding. The record is from RefSeq and is a predicted model, not a curated record. The transcript is spliced from 2 exons. The coding region runs from base 760 to 4209 and encodes 1149 amino acids. Gene Ontology annotation, biological process: proteolysis.